Phragmites australis (common reed) is the source of this 1116-nucleotide messenger RNA. RefSeq names its product large ribosomal subunit protein eL20z-like. The coding region runs from base 430 to 783 and encodes 117 amino acids. NCBI's taxonomy places the organism in Eukaryota, Viridiplantae, Streptophyta, Magnoliopsida, Poales, Poaceae. The record is from RefSeq and is a predicted model, not a curated record. The transcript has 5 exons.
UUCUUUCCGGGCGGUAAUGUACCGAAACCAAAAUCCACUCCGGAAGCGGAAGGAAACCGACUCGGGCGCUCGGCCUUCACGCCUCCCUACUUCGCCAGUUCAUUCCCCAGUCCCCGCGUCUCCCUCGAGUCCUCGACCAACCCACCCACCCAACCCAAGCUCGAAGCCGCGCACGCAACAGAGUCUUCCUCCUCCGAUGAGAUGAGCUUCGAUUCGACCACAUUAUGCACCAUCAAUUUUUUAUGCAAACUUGUCAUGUUUGAUCUGCCCAGCUGCUAGCUGAGAUGACUAGUUCUUAGCACCAUAGUUUUCACUAAGCCAUUACAACAAGGAGCUAUCUGCAAAUGCUGAGAGGCUUCAAGGUCAACAGUUAUUCCUCUGACGAACAGUUAUAGUCCUGUUGUGGCUGGGGCUUGCUCCUGAAGUUUUAUGAGGGGAGGAAGCUCAGAUGAAUUUUGCCGUUGCCAGGUGUGCCUUGGGAAGUACACACUACUUGGAGAUGAAGAAAAUCCACGAUUGUCAAUGUUUGAGCGACGGCUUCCCUGCUUUGGUUGUGGAAUAGGAUGGUGUUGUUUUCUCUUAGGUUUUCUGUGCCCUAUCAUUUGGUACGUUGCAGCUCUUCUUUAUUGCUGCAAGUACUACAAUCGGGACCCUCGAGAGCGACCUGGACUUGCUGCUUCUGCUUUUGUGGCAGUCAUCUUUACGGCAGCAACUAUAAUAACCCUUUCUGUUCUUUUGAUAUGCUGUGUAAACAAACGUUUCUUGAAUAGCUGUGCAAAUUGACUUGAACGAUUGCUGCAAGAUAUCUAUUGCAGAUCUUCAGCGGCUGAACUACUGACAGAAAUAUUCUUUAGAUUCUUUGGUCCAUUCAUUGUUGGAGUGCAAAAGGGAAAUCAAAGGAUUGUCUUUAGCAUGAUACAUUAUCAACUGUGUCAGGUAUUACCUGUGAGUGUAGAUUGCAUAUUACUGAACUUGUAGACAUGCCUGAACAUAUAUUUGGCAAUUCCUUAUGUCCCUGAAGUUUGUGAACAAUUCCGUGUUCAUAACUUUACCUAAGCAGAACAAUCAGGAAUUCGGGACAUUGAUCCAAUGAAUUUGAAAUUACUUGGGCGGAUU